CAAAUCGCCGCACUUGCUAUCACAUACUGUCGCCUGAAUAAGGAUCACAUUCUUGUCUAUGCAUUCGCUUAAAGGCCCGAAAGACGCCCUAUAACAACAGCAGUUCAUUCGGAGUCAUGGCCGACCUCACCAAAGAGAUUCGACUUCAACAAAAAACUGUCAACAGAACUCGCAAAAACAAUGCUGAGGGAGCAACGGAAGUUCAAAAACUUGGAACUUUGUUUUACAGAAGAUUCUUGAAAUUAGGAGCGGUCGUGGAUCUCGAAAAGGCCAUCUCUAUCUCCCGGCAGGUGAUCGGUAUGACUUCAGAGAGUCAUACUAAUUGGCAUGAAUACUUAACCAGCCUCUCGUUUCGCCUUGGAGACAGAUAUUCGAUAACAGGAAUGAAUUUUGACCUUGACGAAGCUAUCGAGGUUGGAAGAGAAGCAAUCGAUAUAACCCCAAGCGAUUAUCCGAACAAGAUAAGACGAUUGAGUAACCUCGGAACUCUCCUUCAUGACCGAUUCGAAAGUGUAGGGGAGAUGGCCAGCCUCGAAGAAGCGAUUCGGAUAGGAUUGGAAGUGGUGGAUCUUACUCCACAUGACCACCCAGACCGGGUGGUAUAUUUAGCAAACCUUGGGGCUCUGCUUCGUUGUCGAUACUCAAGAUCCGGACAACUUUCUGACCUUGAAGAAGCUAUUCUUGUUGGACAAGAAGGUGUCAAUACGGCUGAAGAUGAUUACCCUGACAUGGCGGCAUUAUUAAGUAAUGUUGUUACCGCGCUUGGCGAUAAAUACGAGAGGACGGGUCACAUGGCCGACCUUGAGGAAGCGAUCCGAAUGGGACGAGAUGCAAUCGACAAAGCUCCAAAAGAUUCACCAGAUCGUGGGAGAUAUUUGAACACCCUUGCAACCCAGCUUUAUAGGAGAUUUACUAGACUAGGGAUGACGGACGACCUAGAAGCUGCGAUCCAACUAGGACGGGAGGGAAUUCAGGCCCUCGAGCUAACCCCACACAAUCGUCGAGACAAGGCGACUUGUUUGAGCAAUCUUGGUACUCAGCUUGGACAUAAAUACUCGACAACAGAAGAUCUCGCCGUACUCGAAGAAGCUAUCCAAUUUGGGCGGGAGGCAGUAAGCAUCACUCCAGAGACCGACCCGGAUAAGGCAAUUUGGUUAGGCAACCUGGCCAUUCUGCUUGGGAAGAGAAUAGGGAUAAUGGCCGACCUGGAGGAGGCAAUCCAGCUUGGACGAUGCGCGAUUGACAGAAUCUCAGCCAAUUCGCCGGAACGCGCAAGAUGUCUAAGCACUCUUGGAGUUCAUCUUCACCUGAGGUUUUCCAGGGAGGGGGAGUAUCGUGACCUUGAAGAAGCGAUUCGACUUGGGCAGGAGUCAGUUGACUUGACCCCUGACAAUAACGCGGAGAGAGUACAUCGCUUAAGCAACCUUGCCCUCCAUCUUCACGAUAGAUACAUGGCAAUCAGGGAACACGAUGACCCCGAUGCACCAAUACGAUCUGAUGACAUCGAAGAGGCUAUCAGCAUCGCACGACAGACAGUGAAAGCGACUCCAGAGGGCCAUGCUGACAGAGCCAACUACCUGAACAAUCUUUCAAUUUACCUCCGUGCAAACUAUGGGGUGACAAGAUCUAGGCAGACUCUUGACGCAGCUAUCCUCGCUGGACGGGAGGCAGUGAAAGCUUCUCCGGACGACACCUCAUUCCGAGCAAUAUGGCUGAUAAACAUCGCGGCCCUGCUUCGGGACAGAUUCAUGCUUCACAAAACCGAAAGAGUCGACAUAGAAGAGUCGAUUUCCUACUAUCAAUCUGUCUUGCAUCAAUCUACAUCGCCAAUUACCAGCCGGGUGUUGGCGGGUAGAGAAAUCCUCGACUGCUCUGCCAUUAUUUCGGAAUGGCAGCAAGGCUAUGAAGCUGCCACAGUUGCCGUCAAUCUUGUCCCGAAGCUCAUAUCCCGUUCAUCCGAUAAUCCUGACAACCAUUUCCUACUCCGACAUGCAUUUUUCCUCGCUUCCGACACGGCAGCAGUGGCACUCCGUGUACGGAAAGAACCAUUCCAUGCCUUGCAACUCCUCGAACAAGGGCGUGGUGUUCUCGCGACAUCUCUCGAAGAAAUGCGAACAGACGUUCUGGAUCUGCAGAAGAGCCAUCCCGAAUUGGCGAGAAAAUUCGACAGCCUUCGAAGCGAGCUUACACAACCCGUUGUACGCAGUACCAUCUUGAGUGAUGAUACUCUUCAGCAAACAGGGGGACGUCAACUGAAUCGGCAGCACAGCGCAAAUGAAAACAUUGACAGACUGAUCAUGGAAAUUCGGGAACAGCCCGGUUUUGAGGAUUUCCUACUGGCGCCAAACAAGGCGGAAAUGGAAACCGCUGCAAAAGAUGGUCCUAUUAUUGUCGUCAAUGCGAGCAAGCAUGGUUGCGAUGCCAUACUGAUCCAGCCGCAGAGAAUAUGGUUCUUGCCCCUCCCCGGUCUGAAUACCAAGGAUAUCCAUGAAAAGGCUGAUAAAGGCUCUUGGGGAAGUCUCCAAACUCUAUCAUGGCUUUGGGACGUCGCUGCGAAACCAAUCUUGGAUGCUCUGGGCUUCACCCAACCCCCACUGAACCCGUCUGGCGAGAAUUGGCCCCAUGUGUGGUGGAUUCCCACUGGACUUCUCGCCGAAUUUCCGCUUCACGCAGCUGGACACCACGAUGGGAGUUCUUCCGAAACGGUGUUGGAUCGAGUGAUGUCGUCAUAUAGCUCUUCUGUUAAAGCUCUCGUACAUGGCCGUCGACGUCCUGUUGUCGCAUCCACAACUAGUGCGCUCCUUGUUGCCAUGGAACAUACACCAGGUUAUUCUAGGCUUCCCUUCGCAGCCGCUGAGAUCAAGGUGGUCAGCGGGCUAUGCAAAUCGAUGGCACUCAAUCCCAUCAAACCAAGGAGAUACAAACAAGACAUGAUAUCACAGUUGAAGGAAUGCAAGAUCUUCCAUUUUGCGGGGCAUGGCCAUACUGAUACGAUGGACCCGUCUCAGAGCCAUCUGAUCCUAGAAGACUCCGAAGAAUUAACAGUGGGCACUCUGUUGGAUAUAAAUCUUCGCGAGCGCUCACCAUUUCUGGCCUAUCUUUCAGCUUGUGGAACUGGGCAGAUCAAGGAAGAGUCGUAUCUCGAUGAGAGUAUCCAUCUCAUCGGCGGAUACCAAUUAGCGGGCUUUCGCCACGUUAUUGGCACUCUUUGGGAGGUUGACGACAAAUUAUGCGUUGAUAUGGCCAGAAUUACAUAUGAGGCAAUCGGGAGCGGAAGAUUGACAGACAGGUCAGUCUGUUGGGGGUUGCAUAAGGCAACGAGAGAGCUUCGGGGUCGCUGGCUGGAUAAAAAAGGAACUGUCAGGCGUAGGAGCGGACGGAUCAGAAAGAUGCGCAUCACCAUGGGGUCGGCGAAGACGGGCGCUCCUGGUGCGAGCCGUGGUCCUCGGAGGGAUGCGAGGCGUCCAAGAGAUGUUAUCUUAUGUGAUACUGAUGACGCGGAAGAGAUGUCGUCACCUCCUUGGGUCCCAUACAUUCAUUUUGGGGUGUAACAGGAGUCCAGAGAGCGUCUCAAAGGAAUAAUCCUUAGUAGUCAGAGAUUGUAAAUGUUAGAAGGCAGCGAACUGAAGGAUUGAGUGUUGAUGUUGCCUUGGGACCCAAAGUCGAAGGUGAUAUCGAACCUGAGAAUAAUUGAGAAUAAUAG
Ilyonectria robusta is the source of this 3703-nucleotide messenger RNA. RefSeq names its product CHAT domain-containing protein. Gene Ontology annotation, molecular function: protein binding. NCBI's taxonomy places the organism in Eukaryota, Fungi, Ascomycota, Sordariomycetes, Hypocreales, Nectriaceae. The record is from RefSeq and is a predicted model, not a curated record. The transcript is spliced from 2 exons. Bases 117 to 3551 code for a protein of 1144 amino acids.